Messenger RNA from Protopterus annectens (West African lungfish), 2380 nucleotides. Its product is annotated as receptor-interacting serine/threonine-protein kinase 2-like. Gene Ontology annotation, biological process: protein phosphorylation. The transcript is spliced from 9 exons. Gene Ontology annotation, molecular function: JUN kinase kinase kinase activity; ATP binding. Bases 402 to 1730 code for a protein of 442 amino acids. NCBI's taxonomy places the organism in Eukaryota, Metazoa, Chordata, Ceratodontiformes, Protopteridae. The record is from RefSeq and is a predicted model, not a curated record.
CUUUUGUACUAAAGAGAGGAAAACAGCAGCCAUUAGAAAGAUUGAAUCCGGCGCGAUUAUGUAACCCUGCUCCUUUGCCCGCCAGUGACAUUAUCUGUGACGUUACAUGGUCCCUUCAGCCGAGGGACUCUCCAGCGACCAUUCCGCUAUGCAUAGUAAUGUGUCAAUAAUUAAACUGCGGAAUCCCCGUAGAAGGAGCAGUAGUUACCGGAAAGGGAAACUGUGCGGUUGUCCGGGAAGGCAAUGUUAUCGUCAAACUCUAGUACUGAUACAGCAGAAGAGAGCAGCUAACACUGUUACUGAGUAUUUCUGGAGUUAUAAUUAUAUUACUGUCGGGACUCCCGUGGAUGGGAACCAAACCUUGUCACGGACGGAGUCACUAGCACAGCAGGACUGCAAGAAUGGUGGAUGAGAUUUCUUUUGGCAUUGUCUCAGCAGAGAAGAUCACCAACUGUGUAUUUCUUGCAUCUGGAGCCUUUGGAUAUGUCUUCAGGGGCAAGCAUGAAGACUGGGGCAUUCCUGUGGCUGUAAAAGUCUUGCAAGAACCAACUGGGAUACAUAGCCAACAAGACCUCAUCAAGGAAGCCAAAAUAAUGAAUGAUGUUCGAUUUGAUUACAUUUUGCGACUUUAUGGCAUAUACCGGAAACAAGAAGAACUUGGUAUUGUUCGUCUGGGACUUGUUAUGGAAUAUAUGGAGAAUGGGUCAAUAUCCAGUCUCACAAGACGUAUCCGUCCCCUUCCUAGGGCCCUUCAGUUUCGCAUCCUUCAUGAAGUGGCCGUGGGUAUGAACUAUCUGCAUGGGCUUAAUCCACCCCUACUCCACCUGGACUUGAAACCCAGUAAUGUCCUGUUAGAUGAAAGCUUCCAUGUCAAGCUUACAGAUUUUGGGUUGUCUGAGUGGAAGAAGGCCUCAGUAAAGUCUAAAUCCUCAACACCUACAUCAAUUGGGGGGACAUGGCCAUACAUGCCCCCUGAAGCAUUUAGUAAUCUCAACUACAAACCAAAUCAAAAUUUUGACGUUUACAGCUAUGGUAUCUUGAUAUGGUCAGUGAUAACUGGAGAAGAGCCUUACAGUCAUGUUAUGCAAUUUGGAUCUGCUACUAUGACACUGGUUCAGGAAGGUCAGCGUCCAGAUAUGACAAUUCUGCCAGAAGAUGUGCCCUCUGAACUUAAGGUCUUGAUGCAGCAAUGCUGGAGCCAGGAAGAGUGUAACAGACACCCUUUCAAGGAAUGCAUUCGUCAAAUUAGAGAAAUGUUUGACUCCGAAGCUCAUAAAUCAGAAGUUCAGUAUGCUGUCCGCAGAGUUCAGGAUGCACUGAGUGGGAAUGAAAAUGGUUUGGCGAACUCGGAGCCUCCCGACCAUCGGGAAGAUGUGCAGUACUUGGACGUGAGACAAGACAGCGACCAUGGUUCUGGUGCAGCUUCAGGUACAUCACUUUCCAAAGAUCGCUUUGAUGAGGAUCAGGUGGAACAGUAUGUGGAGAAACUGUCCAAUGUUAGCGGUGUGCUAGAUCACUUAGCAGUUAAAAACAUGAUCAAGGGUCCAGAAUUCAUUGCCCUAAAAGAUGGUGUGAUGAGAAGCAAGAAAGUACAAAACACUGUCAACCCCCUCUUACAGAAAGGCGCCAAUGUGGUUGGCACUGUGUUAAAAUUCCUGAUUACGAAAACUGACUCAGGUGGUUCAGACAGCAUGCGGUGCAGUGAUGCAGACAGUGAACCAUCAGCUUAAGCAGUUUGUGAAAAAAAAACCUAGGAGUUCAAAGUUGUACUUCCUUGUAACUUCAGGUGCAUUGUACUUUGGCUUACAAAAUGCCAGUGAUUAUGGACUGAUGUACGAGAUGCCAGUUCAGUGUGUCAGAGAACUUUUCUGACAUUGACAAGCUGACUUAAUACAGUACUUAUACUGAUGGUCGCACAGCAAGAUGCGGGCAGCUCUUCUACUCUGAGGCAAAUCGAAAUAAAUACUGAAGAGAGAUGCACUUUAAAUGCAUUGAGAGUAUGGUGAUAAUAUGCAUAUGGUAACAAAAUAUAAAUAAGUAAUGAGCAACAGAUUUUUAAAAAUUGCACUUUAUAUGUUUUGAUGUGUUGAGAUUAUGCUGAUUUGUUACAGAAAUUCUGAUAGUUUAAAGCAUUCCCAUCAGUCAAAAAGUGACAUAAAGUAGCUUUUCAUAUCUAAAGUCUUUUAUAUACCUUGUGACGCCAAGUAUUUUGCAACUCAAUAAACAGGUCUGUUAAAAAACAGAUUUUGCUGACUAAUAAAUUAAGUCCUAUAAAGCCAUUUCUAAAUUUUAUAUAUUGAUCUUGUUUCAUUUUACUAGUCAUUUGAUGGAUUUAUGUAUUUUAUGCUUUCUGACAAUAACGUGUAUUUAUUUUUUUUCC